Messenger RNA from Maylandia zebra (zebra mbuna), 1511 nucleotides. Lineage: Eukaryota; Metazoa; Chordata; Actinopteri; Cichliformes; Cichlidae. The record is from RefSeq and is a predicted model, not a curated record.
ACGACCUUUUACUGAAAUCCACAAAGCUGUGGAGAGUGAGAUGAAACAGUGGUCUCCUGAACAAGGAAUCAGGGCAAUGGUAAAGCGGGUAAGGGAUGUCAGAGGAGUGCGGCCUUGUUACAGAGACGAUGUUGCUAAUAUAAUGAGGUAUAUGGAUGCAAGUGGUCUUCAGAGGAGAUCUCCUGGAAAGAAGAAAAUUCCCCGUCGGAAUUACAUCAGCCGUGGUCCAAAUGACACACGGCACAUUGAUGGCAAUGAUAAACUGAAGUUCUUUGGAAUGUGGAUACAUUUGGGGAUUGAUGGAUUUUCCAGGAAGGUUCUAUGGCUAAAGGUGGGCACAUCCAACUGCAAGCAAAACUUUGUGGCCAGAUACUUGUUUGAGGCUGUUCAAGAACAGGGUGGCUGUCCUCAAAUGAUUCGGGGGGACAGAGGAAAGGAGAACCUUGUUGUGGGUCAAAUGCAGAUGGCAUUUCACAUGCGAGAUCUUGGGAAUCAGGCAUGGAGGUGCUUCAGAAUGGGGACAUCAGUGCACAACCAGAGAGCUGAAUGUUUCAACAGUAUUUUAAAGCGGACAUGGAUUAAGAAAUGGCUGACAACAUUUGAGGCCAUGAUGGAGUCUGGGAUCCUUGAACUGGACAAUCCUGUGCACAUCAACUGCUUGCAGUACUCACACUUGCCACUGCUUCAAAGAGACUUAAAAACGGAGCAAACAGUUUGGAACACCCAUGACAUCCGCAAGCAACGCAAUGCACCUGGUCCAUUUGGGAAACCCGACCUUCUGUUUACCUCACCACCUCCUGGAUAUGGCAAUGUGCUGCACAUUGUUGACCCAGACCUUUUAGACUAUGCCAAGCAAUUAAUCUGUGAGAGGGAAGAGCCUUCACUGGUAGCAAACCAGGAAUUCAGAGACAUGUGCCAGAACAUUUUAGAAAACAGCCAGUUUCCCUGCACACCUGAUGGUUGCCUUGCUGCAUACCUCAUGCUAGUCCAAGAGCUCACAACUGCCAUGAACAGAAAUGCAGUUCCUACACUUUCUACGUUUGCCGAGGCAAAUGACAUAUACAUCUUUCUGAAGAGAGAGAGGAUGGAAGGUGCACCAGUAAACAUUUCCAAUGACCAAUAAAAUCAUACAACAGUGUUUGUUAACAUUUAUUUAUCCUUGUUUAAAAUCAACAGGUAAUUUGAAAACUGUCUGACCAACAAAAUGUACAAUAAAAUGUUGAAAUACAAUUGACAAGGUGCCAUCUUUCAUAAUGAUUCAGUGUUUCAUUUACCACAACUUUUGUUAACAAUAAUGUAGAACAUAAUUCACAUUGAAAGACUUUUGAACUGCAGACUGUAGCAACAUUACCACUUGUAGCCAUAUCGGCUCGUAAGAUCAAGGCCUGACUUGAGAAACUUAACAACAUCAGAUGCGGAAGGCCUUGAGUCUGGGUCAUAGCUCACCAAACCACCAAGAAAACUGUUUUUGUCACUGAGAUGUGAUAGGGCAUGUGGUGGGGUUUUGGUGG